AUGUUAGAACUCAAAGAAUUUGAUUUGAUGUCAAUAACAGAAAAGGAAACUGGAAGUGAGUGUGUUACUUAAAGAUUGUAUUAAAAUGAAAAAGAUUAAUUCAGAGAAUGUGUGGUCAAAUUCGAAAGUCUAAUAUUCACAUUUAUAUAGAUGAUUGUAGGGUAAAUUUGUUAUCUAAGUGUUUGUGUUUAGAAUAAUAAUCCUAAGAUGAAUGAGUAUAAUUUAUUUAAAUGUUUAAAAUAAAAAAUUAAAACAAGUCCGAAUUAGAUUGAUAAAUAAAAAAAUAAAAUGAAAAAGCAAGCUAAAUCAAGGAGUCCUGAUUAAUAUAUUGAAUAAUUUCUAAAGAAUCAAUAAAAAGUAGAGGAAGAUGAGUUUUAAACAUUAGAGUUAACAAGAAUGACCUCACUUAACAAAAUUAAUACUGACGGCUAAAACUUUUAUAUAAAUAUUUUGCAUGGUAAUUAAGAAAUGACAAUAAAUCUUUCUUAAUAUUUACAUGAAUAGGUAAGCUUAUAAAUAUAAUUUAGUAUGCUUUGAAUCAUUCCUUCAAAAAUUACCCUCCAGAAUAAUAUUAUGGUAAUUGUGAAUACAAAUUAAAAAUUAUUAAGGUUGAUUAAUGCAAAAUGGAACACAGAACCACUUAAAUGUAAUUUAGGUAUAUUGAUUAAUAAAUUAAAUAAAUAGAUUAGAUGAGGGAAAAGGUAUUGCAUAUUAUAGAGUUGGUGUAGAGGAUGAUGGAACUCCAACUGGCAUAAAUUUAGAUGAAAUGUUGGUAUCAAUUUAAUGGCUAAUUAAAUUUGCAAAUAAUAACAAAGCGGAAAUAAUAUUAUAGAAGAUGCAUUAAGGAAGAACCAAUUCAUAAAAGAUAGCAGAAUUCAUGGUUAGAAGAAGGCUCUAAGACUCAAUUAAGACUGAUAUUAGAAUAGUGAUGUUGGGAUAGGUGAACUCUGGUAAGUCCUCUUUAAUUGGGAUGAUCACAACAGGUAAAUCAAAUAUUGGAAGACAAUAAUUUGGCAAAUUAUUUAGAUAGGUUGUCGGAUUUGAUAGCAAAGGCAAAGUUGUGAAUAAACUCAAUCUGUUAGGAUAAGAAAAAGAAGAUGAAUAUGUUUUUGAAAAUGCUACAAAAAUCAUAACUUUUAUUGAUCUAAAGGAAAGUCAACAUUAUAAUAAUAAUGAAGCAAUGUAAAAUAUUUAAUCUCAAUUUCCUAAUUACUUUCUGUUGGUUAUAAAUGCUAUUUAGUAAUUAGGAGCAGAAUUUAUUUAAUAAUUAAAAUUAACAUUAUCUUAAUAGAUUCCGAUUUUCAUUGUGGUUACUCAUGCUGAUAAAUUGAAAGAUGAUUAUGAAUUAGAAAUACUAUUGUUUAAUAUUAGAUAAAAGGUAAAGUAGCAUAUCAUCAAAACAAUUCCUAUUAUUUUAGUCAGAUCGACUGAAGAUGUUAUGUUAUUUAGUAAAUAAAUAAUAGAUUAGUAUGAAAAGGAAACUGUCAUACCAGUUUUUAUUCUAUCCAAUUUAGAAUAUAAAACCCAUAACUUGUUUCUAUAAUUUUUGAAUCAAUUACCUUUAAGAAAUGAAUUUACCAAUAAUAAUACUCAACCAGUUGAAUUUGGUAUUCAUUAAACCUUUGAAAUUGCUCUGAAUAAAUAAAUCAAUGAUGAAUAACCAACAAUUGAAUCUGAAAGCUUCACUGUUGAAGAUGUAAAUAUUUUUAAUUAAAUUUAGUUAACUUUAAGAUCCAACAAAGGAUUAAUUCAAGUACAAGAUAGGAAAUUAUUAAUCUUAGGAGGAACUGUAACAAAAGGCAUCAUAAAAAAAGGGUAAUCUUUAUUGAUGGGCCCAGAUAAAAUGGGAAACUUUUAUCCUGUUUAAGUUUAAAAUCUGUAAUCUAAUAGAGUUAAAGUGAAGUCAGCUUUAAGUGGUCAACUGUGUACAGUCUAAUUUUCACUUGUCAAUUCUUAUGUAAAAAACUUUGGAACUGUUGAAAAUCCAAUAAGAAGAGGAAUGGUUUUGGUUGAUUCUAAGCUUAAACCUAAUAGUUACACGAUUUUCAUUGUUAAUUUAUAAUUUUUUUCAGCAGGGUGGAAACAAUUUCAAUAAUAAUAAUAAUAGUAAGAGUUGAUAUCUUUGAAUCAAACUUAAUACUUAAAUGCUUCUAAUGAAAAGAUAAGUUUAUCCUAAUCUCAUGAAUUAUUAGUUCAUACACCAUAUUCCAAGUAAGUAGAUAUUAAAUUAGAUAAAUUUGCUUAAUUUUGGAAAAUCUGCAUCAAAAUCCCUUUAUGUUGGUUAAACAACCUAAUUUGUCAAGAUAACCUUCAAGAUCUGUUGAGGGUAAACUUGCUUCGUCAUCCUCAAAGUAUCUUUAAAAAAGUAAAUCAAAAAGAGAGAAAGUUUAAUAAAGUAUUGUCAUGUAUAAACUAUUUAGAAACAAAUGUAUUUGAAAUUAAAUCUGGUGAAACACUAUCCUUAAAAUUGAGAUUUAAAUAUUAAAGUGAAUAUUUGACAUAAGGUAUGAAAAUAGUUAUUAUGGAAUAAAAAUUUUCUGCUUUUGGACAUGUGGUAUCGAUGGAAAUUUGA
Messenger RNA from Paramecium octaurelia, 2572 nucleotides. NCBI's taxonomy places the organism in Eukaryota, Ciliophora, Oligohymenophorea, Peniculida, Parameciidae. The record is from the annotation of a GenBank genome assembly.